Trichechus manatus latirostris (Florida manatee) is the source of this 957-nucleotide messenger RNA. RefSeq names its product transmembrane epididymal protein 1A-like. Lineage: Eukaryota; Metazoa; Chordata; Mammalia; Sirenia; Trichechidae. The coding region runs from base 55 to 957 and encodes 300 amino acids. The transcript has a single exon. The record is from RefSeq and is a predicted model, not a curated record.
UGGCUGUGCCUUAAUUUUGCUUGUCUCGCCUUCGUUAGACGGACCUGUAGUUCAAUGGGAAACUUUAUCGGUCAUGUGUUCCCUGGGCUGUUUCUUGUCUUAUAUGGACUGUAUCAGGCAAUAGUGGUCUCCAAAGCUGUGAUAUUCAAUGCUUCUCUCCUGUAUCCUUCAUGCCCUCCCAGGAAUAAAGGGAGAUGGGCCAUGCUGUGGAAAAUAUCCUACGUAGGAUUGUUGAAGAUGGUGACUGGCUCAUUCUUGAUAGUUUACGAGAUCAACUGCGUUAAAGGAGGGUUGAUACUGAUGAACAGGGAUAUGCCACCGAGGUUUAUGUAUCCCAAAGAGUGGCAGCACCUCACCAUAUUCAUCCUCCUCACCCUCAAUGGCUGUGUAGACAUCCUGAGCAAGAACUUGCUGCCUCAGAGGUGUGUGGUCCUGGAGCUAGGUGUCCGGAUCCUAACAUUCUACGUACUUCUGCUGCUGUUGGUGUCACACACUCAGGGUACAGUAGGGGUGGAGCUGCAGGUUCACUCUCUGCUCAUCUUGGUGGUGUUCCUGCUGAUGCUGGUGUUGACUGCAGAGCUAUGGGCUCCUGGCAUGUUUCACCUCUGGCUGAUUGAGACCUUUCUGUUUUUGAUGAUGGGCUCCUGGCUGGUUCAGGCAGGCUUUAUUCUGUUCAAACCAGUCUCCAGCUACCCAUGGCAGGACGAUGACAUGAGUGACAUCAUGUUUGUCACCACCUUCUUCUGCUGGCAUGUGGUGAUAAAUGCCUUAUGCCUUUUAGGGAUCUAUGGCUUCUCUUUCUUUUGGUAUCGUUGUUACAGUCCUAGCUUGAAGCUGACGGGGCUCAACGAAGCUCCGUAUCACGCCAGCCCUCCAGGACCCGUCUACAAGUUGCUUCAGGAAGUGGAGGAGUCCGAGAAAGAUGACCAGGCUCUCCUUCCAACAAGCUCACCCUGA